CUUACUUCCGGUGUGGAUGUCCUUGGGUCAAAAUUUGGCCUGUAUCGUUAAAUUUAUUAUUUUGGAUUUAAAUAAAUUUUUACAGAUAAAACGCCCAAAACAGUGUUUAGUAGAAUUUAGAUGUGAUUGAAGAAAGAGGAGGUAACCAUGUCCACAGAGAGUGUAAAGGGCAGUAAUGAUGAUGCCCUGACCCCCAAUUCUGAUCCACUUGACGGAGAUUCCACCGACAGAAGUAACCAGAAACAAGAGAAUGUUUCAGCUGAUUCGGAUGGUGAAACAAAGAUCAAGGCUGAUACAGAGGAACAUGAAAAGAAUAGUACUCCUCGUUCAUUAAAAUCUGGAGAUGGCAGAAAAUCUAUGUCACCCGAGAGGUCAGGGUCUUCAUCUCUUGAAAAAUCGCCGUCUAGUCGCCCAGAAAGCUCGGAGAGUCGGGCAAAGAGUAGCGGAGAAAUAGAGGAGAAAGUUGUUGGGACGAAAACUAAGAAGAAAACAAAGAAGUUUGAUAUUGACCCUGAUGGACACGAAGUGUCAUUUACUUUGACAAUUUCUAUUGCAGUACCAACAGUUGAAGAGGAGCAGCCCAUUAUUGAUGAUGAUGAUCAGCCAGAUAUUAACGAUCUGCUUAAGAAGAAGAAGCGUGUGUUUGAGGCACCGAGGGCCCAGAAUUACUACCAUCUUGAGUAUUACCUUGUGCCUGAGAAAGACGAGCUUAUGAAAACUGACGUUGUAACAUACGGCAUGGGGGCUAAGAUUUACAUGGAAAGACAUGAUCCUGUAGUGAAGAAAACCUGGCAUGAUGGUGAAGUCACAUGGAUAGCGUGGACUCAAAAACACAAGCUGUAUGUAACAAAAGACGUAUUACUCAAGUUGUAUGACCACACGCUUGAACUGAGGAUUUGGGAUACGAAAGAUAAAGUUGGAACUAGGGCAAGAUUUGACCGACCCAAGCUGUUCAAACUACCAAGCUUAAAACAUGGUGAAGAUGUUGACGACCUUGGUGGGGUUAAAGGAAUGGUGAUGCAACAGUGUCGUAGCUUCACAGACAUGCAGCCAAAGAAAUCCCGUGAAAUCAGACCACUGCCGAAAGAAAUAACAUUUCAAAAACCAGAUCCACCAGGACACAAGAAAAGAGAUCCUACCCCUGCAGCCGAUAAACCUGGGUCAAGAGCCAGUGGGGACAAACUGUCUGGUGGACAGGGAGCUUCUUCCCCCACCCCUCAUACUCUUGUAGGUGUUGUAAAGCGAGAUGAUGAACUUGAUGGCAGGUCAUCCUUCAGUAGACUAGGUCGCCUAGCAGAUCAUGAUGAUGUUCCCACAGAAAGACAUGACUCCCGUGCCAGUAAGGUCAGCUCUAAGAAAUCGCGCACAGUCUCCCAGGCCUCGAAGUCUCGCACUGAACAUGCCAGCACACCUGCCUCUAAGGCCAGACAUGGAACCAAGUCUGCUGGCUCCUCUGGAUCAAGCAAAGCUAUCCAAGCCUCUAACCAGGGUUCGUACCAGCCACGCAGGAGGAAUCGUAAAGCUGAGCUGGCUGCCCAGACAGCUGCCGAGAAUAUCAAGAGGAAUGGUGUAUGUAUGGUGCCUAUCAGAAUGGCAGUACUCUUCUCUGGUGUACAGACAAUCACAAACAGAUUGGAUACCCCUGUGCUUGGCCUGGAGGAUAUGUUUGUUACCCUGCAGCUAAACAAACCACUGCUGAAUCAAAAACAGAAACAGGAAUUGAACCCGAUGAUUAUCAAGAUACACUCGAUCACAAAUAUGCCGUCCUCUCCAAUGACUCAUGAACAGCUUAAAGAUAGAUGUAUGCCAGCAUACUGUAGAUACUCCUUCUUCAAUCUGUCUCCUCAUGUGACCUUGAAGCGACCUCAUGCUUCCAGUGUGUACUAUGAUGACAUCAAUGUCAUCCUUGCUGGGACAUUUGAGCCAUCAGAAUUUCGGCAGUACCUAAAUGGUCCUCCCCUGGAGAUUGAGGUCCAUGACCGGGACCGGAAACUUGAGGAAAUGAAGUUGAAAGCUACACUGUUUGGAGAUGACCUGGAAGAUGAGAAGAUCAGUAAUGUUGGCACUGUGGCUAGUAGAAGAACACUGCACAAUCCAUUUAAAGACAAGUCAAAGAUUUGGGAUCCAUAUGGUGUAGCACGUGUAGAUCUCUCCGACCUUCUACUUGGCAAUAGAUAUUUAUAUAUCAAAGUUCCCGUGCAUAGUUGUCCACCUCCUGACCUGCUUGGCUUGGGUGAUAACAGAAUGUCAGGGAAAGUUAUGGGCCUUGCAGGAGCUGUAGAUGGCCCAGUGGACAGCCCAAUGCCUGCUGGACACUACAUGUCCAACAACACAAUGCUGAAAAUUAAAGUGGAACUUUCCCAACCUCUCGUAACUCCAUAUGAUGUUGCCGCAAAGGACCACAUUGAGACCACAGAUGAGUGUCCAUUUGGUCGGAUAGUAUUCAAGUUUGAUUACAAGAACACUCAUUUGUUGAACCAGCUACAAAUGGUAGUCACCAAGAUCAAUGCACGAGCUCUUGAGCUGGACGACAUGCCACAACAUGUAGUAGAUGCUGCUCUAUCAACAUACAAACUGUCAGGCAUGCAACAACAGAGUAGGACGUUAGAUAUCAUCACUGGUUUCCAGGUGCUGGAUGGUUCCCUGCAUCUGUUUGUCCUAGAAGGAUUAAGGGACCAGGCAAUAAAGGAAGUUUGGGAGUCAUUGCCACAACCAGAAAAUUCAGAUGUCACUAUCCUGUAUCAUAGUAACCUAAGCUUCAGUGAGAGACUGUAUGGGCCUCUAGAUGUUGACCUUUGCCGAGUGAAGUUGCACGAGCCUCUACGGCAGAUUGUACAACAGCCACUCCUCUAUGUAAGAGAUAUGGUACCAAAACCAUGCUUUGAAGCGCUCGUAAAGUUACACGAGUUACUGAAGACAAAGAGUGUGAAAGAUGCAGUGAGAAAUCAGUUAUUCCCUACAGCUGAUAUGGUUGUAUCCAUGAGUAAAGAGUUUGGUGUUCCUUUUACAACUGAAGAUUUUGAAGAAUUACAAGUGAAAGAUGAGAAGUCGUUUGUAGCGGAGGCAACAACUGCCACACAUGAGCAAUCGUUUGUACGUGAGCCAAGUAAAUACUGGGAACCUAUUGACAACUUGAACAUUUCUUACAUGGAGAAACUUGUGGAUAGAGAAAAACAGGGUCAGUCUAGAGACUUCAUGCAGGAGCAUCGGGAAGAGGUGAAGAAAGCCAGUGAAAUAAACAAGAGAGAGAAAGAGAUGAACAAACCACUUACUGUGAAAGCUGAUGUCACAGUAGCUCACAACUACAGUACACAGUCGCUUAACUCUACUGAACUUGCUAAGGAAAAACUUAAGCAGAUGCUGGCAAAGGAUCCUGACACAAGAUACACAUAUUGUCAGGACUACCUUCACUCUAUGACAGUUGUACCAGUGAAUGUUGAAGCCUUGAAAAAGCAAGAAAAGCUGGAAUCCGAAGCUAGAUGGAAGACCGAAGAAGGUUGGAUUUAUCCUGGCAUGAAAAGCACGCUUGAAGCCAAUGAGCAUCCAAGACAUCCACAUACAGCCAGGGUUGAUGAGCUGCAUGAGAAAUGGAGAGAAAAUAUCCUCCAUGUUGGUUUACUACAAGCCCCACUGGACAGAGAUCGUUACCCAUGGGAUUUGAGAGAUAAGGACUUGGAACUUUACAAGGUACCGGAAAUCAAUUUUGGAGUGCCUGAGCAUGGAACUAUUCAUCUGGCAGGGGAAAAACUCAGACAAGAGAAACUGGCAGCAAAACAUGAAGAUCUAACAGAGUGGAAAUCCAAAAUUGUUGUUGACGAUACUCGACAGUAUUUUCAUAGGUGUUUAACAGAAACAGAGUUACGUACACAGGGUAGGAAAGCCAGCAACCAAGUGGCAAGGUUACAGGGUCUUCUCAAGGACAGGCCAAACAAACUGAGUCUACGUCGACCUGGAAUGAAUCUUAGAAACAUUCCUCCACUUAAUGUGGUGCUGAACCCCAGCGUAGACACAGACUCACGUUUGGCUGGUAUCACUCCGAGACCAGCGGUGGAGAAUGAAGGAGAUGAGACCAAUAAAGGAUUCAAACCUGGCCCUUACUUAGAACAUAGCUGGGUGUUGGAAAGGAACAAAGUGCCAGCUAUUGAUUAUGAACAUGAUAAAUUCAACCAAUUGAAAGGGCGUGAUUUCAAUGUAUACCAUAAAGAGAGGACAAGAAUGUGGAGAAGGCCUAUAGUUCCUCUAACUGAAGAUGAAAGAGAUAACCAUUUAUUUAGAAUACCAGAUGAUCCAAAAAGGUUCCGAGUUUUACCAGAACUAUCACAUAGCCUCGGAGAUCGGUCAUUAACUCAACCCCAGAUUUCCACAGUAAGUGUAAAUGCAUCUAAAACAGAUCCACCGUUUUCCCAGCUUACUGCCCCUACAUCAUUUAAUGACCCAUCAUUGAAGACAUCAACAGAACCAUCAAGGACUAUAACCAUGGAGCAGUCUGCUCUCAGUCAGCCAGUGACAAAACAGCCAGUACUACAACUGGUCAACUAGAAAUUUCAGAUUUAGGAUUUAAAACAAACUAAUGUGAUAGAAAGAGCAUAUCUUAAUUUUGAUCUGACUUGCAUUUUUAAGAAAUUAUCAGCUGAAAGGGCAGAAUUACAGUUGUACAUUGUAAGGAAAAAGAAAAAAUGCAAUUAAAAAUUUCUUCAGUCUUAUUUUUUUUACAUACAUUGUACUACGAGGGAAAAUCAGUAGCUAUAAAUUCAACACAUAGAUCAGUGUUAAAAGUCAAAUGUUUGAUAUUUUAUCUGAACUUCUUUAUGUCUUGUGUGAAGAUUUAUGAACAGCGUUUCAAAAAGUGUGGAAUUUAAAUCCCAAAUAUAUAGUAUAUUUCUUGCACCAAUUUGUCUGUAAUAUUUAAGGACGAUUAUUUUGUUUUGCUUUAUAUUUACUUUCCAUGUUUAAAGUUAUAAAACUGACUCUGGAGAGAAUCAAAAUGCAAGCAUUUUAUUGGCUGUCUCUGAGCACAAUUUUCAAAUAGACCAAUGGCAUGACAGCUUUCCGAGACUGAGUUUCCAAACUCUAGUUUUAUUUGCAUUUUGAUGAAUGUGACAUAUUUAUAGGAUCUUCAUCUCCAUGGAAACCUUCUUGUUGAAAUUGCUUAGAUCCAUGAUGUCUGAGGUAUUACAGUAGUCAAGUCACUCUGUAAUAUAUAUUUCCAUCUUUGAUCUGUCUAUUUCUACCUUUCCUUUUCACUUUUUAACCUUUUCUUUUAAGCCACUGAACUUAUUUUAAAAAACUCAGAAUUCAAGGAAAUAAGUCUUGUUUAAAGUUUAUUAUAAUUCAUACUGUAAAUAGUGUAAAUAAACUGGCCCUAGUUUUAUGGGGGUCACACCAAAUCUUGUGGUAAAUCACUGCUGAACUGUACAGAAUACUGCUGUAUGUGUAGUUUAUAGUCGACAGUAUUUCAAUGUUUUUGUGCUGAUAAUACACUGCUUACUUAUUUGUUACUGAAAUUGCUAUACAUUUUAAUAGAGGUGUUUUUUUUCUCCCCUAUUAACUGCUGUAUUUUUAUAUGUUUAAUGUUUACUUUUUAUUUUAAAGACAAUGAUAUAUUCUGCUGUACCUCAUACUGCCAUUUCAAAUACAUACCAUUUUAGAUCUAUAUCUAUUUUGUAUUGUGGCCUAAACAUAACAGUAUGAAAAAAUCUUAAGGUUUAAAAUAUAAAAUAAGAUGGAUUUCGUUAAUAGUCAGAUUAUGUCACUUUCAAUAGAAAAAAUUUAAGUUCUUGUUUCCUUAAAUAAUAGUAAUACAGUGUCCUGUAUAUGCAUAAUGUGAGACUAGUGAGGAGGGAGUGUAUUAUGUAAUUCAUACAAGAAUUAUUAUGUCUCCCACUACACAGUGGUGUGGGAGACAUAUUGAUUUACUCCGGUCUGUGUGUGUGUCUGUCCGUGUGUCUGUCUGUCACAAAGCUUGUUCGCACUCUAAGUCGAACAUUUCUCAUCCGAACUUCACCAAAUUUGAAUAAAAUGUGUUUGACCAUAAGACCUUGGCCAAGUUUGAUAACUAGCCAAAUUGAUCCAGGCGUAUUAGAGUUACGGCCCUUGAAUUACCAAAAAUCGACCUUUUUACUCUUGUCCGUACUCAAAGUCGAACAUUUCUCAUCCGAUCUUCACAAAACUUAAACAAAAUGUGUUUGACCAUGAGACCUCGGCCAAGUUCGAUAACUAGCCAAAUGGGUCCAGGCGUAUUUGAAUUAUGGCCCUUGAAUUACCAAAAAUCGGCCUUUUUACUCUUGUCCACACUUAAGUCGAACAUUUCUCAUCCGAUCUUCACAAAACUUGAACAAAAUGUGUUUGACCAUGAGACCUCGGCCAAGUUCGAUAACUAGCCAAAUCGGUCCAGGCAUUUUGGAGUUAAGCCCUUGAAUUACCGAAAAAUCCGCCUUUUUAGCUCACCUGUCACAUAGUGACAAGGUGAGCUUUUGUGAUCACCCUUCAUCCGUCGUCUGUGCGUCAACAAUUUCUUGUCUGCGCGAUAGUGGUUUCAUUUAUGAUUUUAUUUUAACCAAACUUGCACACAACUUGUAUCACCAUAAGAUCUCGGUUCCUUUCUUGAACUGGCCAGAUUCCAUUAUGGGUUCCAGAGUUAUGGCCCCUGAAAGGGCCAGAAUUAGCUAUUUUGACCUUGUGUGCACUAUAGCAACUUCAUUUAUGAUUUUAUUUUAACCAAACUUGCACACAACUUGUAUCACCAUAAGAUCUUGGUUCCUUUCUUGAACUGCUGAGAUUCCUUUAUGUGUUCCAGAGUUAUGGCCCCUGAUAUGGCCAGAAUUAGCUAUUUUGACCUUGUCUGCACAAUAGCAGCUUCAUUUAUGAUUUGAUUUUAAUCAAACUUGCACAAAACUUGUGUUGCCAUAAGACAUCAGUUCCUUUGUUGAACCGGCCAGAUCCCAUAAUGGGUUCCAGAGUUAUGGCCCCGUAAAGGGCCAAAAUUAGCUAUUUUGACCUUGUCUGCACAAUAGCAACUUCAUUUAUGAUUUGAUUUUAACCAAACUUACACACAACUUUAAUCACCACAAGAUCUUGGUUUUUUCCUUGAACAGGCCAGAUUCCUUCAUGGGUUCCAGAGUUAUGGCCCCUUAAAGGUCCAAAAUUGGCUAUUUUGGCUUUUGCAGCCAUAUAGAGACUUCAUUUAUGGUUUUAAUUAGAUACAAACUUCCAAAAUAUCUUCAACAACAAUAAAACUUGGAUUCCAUGACAAAUCAGAUCCAAUCGCAGGUUCCAGUGUUAUUUUAUAUCUGAUUACCUCCCCUGAUUGUAAUCAAAAUGGAUUUAUAUCAGUAAGUACUUAUACAACUUAUUUGAAAUUUCAUUAUUGUUAUUAGUUGGACUGAGACAAUCAGGGUAGAUAACUAUGGACUGAUUUUAUGUCAGAUUACCUCCCUUUAUUUCGAAUUAAAAUGGGUAUAUCUCCAUAACUAAUGAAGAUACUGAUCUGAAAUUUCAUUUAUGUCAACAGAUUUAUUUGGCAGAUCCUUCUUUUGUUCACUUACAAUAUUUUUUUUUUUUUAAUUACUUCCCUUUUAUGUUACUAUAAAUAGCUUAUUUUUAGUAACUUUUUUAUUAUUGGCCGUAGGGAAAACCCGAGACCACUUUCCUGUAGUACAACAUGGAUGGUACCUCCAAUUUUUAGGUGUAUUUUGAUAUAUUUAUACCUUGUAAGAAUUUUUUUUUCUUUUUGGUGAAAUUUCUUCCCUUUGUUAUUCCUGUCCUUUCGACUUAGAUAUUUCUGAGGACCUUCUUGUCCUCAAGUGCAAUGAUAACAGGUGAGCGAUAUAGGGCCAUCAUGGCCCUCUUGUUAAAUUAUGUCCCCUUUUGAACUUAAAAUUCUUUUGAUAUUUAACAUUUUGGGCAAUAAUUUCCUGCUUCUGUGGCAAUAUUUCGAAUAGUCGAGCUUGGCUGUCUUACGAACAGCUCUUAUUCAUAGGGCAGUUGUGGGAGACAUGCGCUUUUCUCAAAAGCAUCUCUAGUUAGUGUAUUGAUUUUAGCAUGUUUGUGAUUUAUUUGUUAUUGUUUACUUUAUUAUGCAGUGGUUAUCCGUCCAGUUUGUUUGUGUGCUUAUCUGUGAUAUUAAGUUGAUUUUAAUAAAAAAAAAAAAGUUUAAUUCUUGCUUACAACAUUAUUUAUUGUGAAUGUAUUGUUUUUUUUUUAAAUUUAUGUUAUUGUAAGCAAUGUAUGAUCAACUUAAAAUGAGACAAAAUUUAUUGUUAUAUAUUUAUACUUAAAGAAAUAACAUGAUUUACUAAUUUUAGAGUCCUAAUACAGUUUUAAAAUGGAGAAAAAAUGCUAAGUCCAAUGAUUUAUAAAAAAGUAGUAUUUGUACUACUAUCCAAGGAAUUAAAUAUGUUAUAGCGGAAUUGUUAAGUAUUUCUGCCUCUUAAAAUGAUUAUUUAAUUACUUUGUUUUGUAAAACUGCUGCAUCACAAUUUGUCCUUUGCAGCAAAUUGUCCCAGGAAAUCAGUAUUGAGUUUGUUGGAUGAAAUUCACUUCUUUAAAUCAUAUUAUAUACAAUAUGUACUUGUUAUCCGAACAGCACAAAAUAAAAUAGAAAAGAAAAGGUG
Molecule: messenger RNA, 8612 nt
Organism: Mercenaria mercenaria
Lineage: Eukaryota; Metazoa; Mollusca; Bivalvia; Venerida; Veneridae
Exons: 25
Coding region: 148-4539 (1463 amino acids)
Source: RefSeq, a predicted model, not a curated record